Molecule: messenger RNA, 936 nt
Organism: Venturia canescens
Lineage: Eukaryota; Metazoa; Arthropoda; Insecta; Hymenoptera; Ichneumonidae
Product: putative nuclease HARBI1
Exons: 4
Source: RefSeq, a predicted model, not a curated record
AUGAAUCAUGAGAAUAUCCGAUUACACUCGAUGAUGAUAACAUUGACAACGACGAUGCGAUGGAUUUAUUUGAUUUGUUUGGAUAAUAUUGUGAGAAAUCAUGCUGUAAGACCGGCCCACCAACUACCAUUGACACUAAGGUAUUACGCAACUGGAACAUUUCAAGCAGUUAUUGGCGAUUUAGGUGGCAUCCACAAGUCAACAGUUUGUCGAAUAAUAAGAAGAGUUACUGAAGCCAUUGCUUCACUCUUACCAUUGUAUAUACAAUUCCCAGCUACUAAUGAGGGCCAAAGACAUAUCAAAGCCGGCUUUUACAACAUUGCUCGUUUUCCUAGAGUUUUGGGUGCUAUUGAUUGUACCCACAUUAAACUUCAAUCACCAGGAGGAGAAUAUCCUGAGAUAUUUAGAAAUAGAAAAGGGAUAUUCACUUUAAACGUGCAGGCAGUAUGCAACAGCAAGCUACAAUUUUUGGACAUUGUGGCACGGUGGCCCGGUUCAAGCCAUGAUUCCACUAUAUUCAAUGCAAGUAGAGUGCGAGCACGAUUUAUUAAUGGAGAAAUACGCAAUGCAAUACUACUUGGUGAUGGUGGAUAUGCGUGUUCUAACAUCAUAUUAACGCCAUUGCUGCAAACAAAUACUCGAGCGCAAGAACUUUAUAAUGAGUCACACAUCCGUACUCGAAACGUUAUUGAAAGAGCAUUUGGGGCAUGGAAACGGAGGUUCCCAGCUCUGGCAUUUGGAUUGGGGAUGCAGCCUGAAUUUGCUUAAGCAGUAAUAGUUGCAACAGCUGUUCUUCAGAACAUUGCGCUAGAGGCAAAUGAUCCUGAACCAUCCGUUGAUGCGGAUUUCAUAGAAGCUCUACAAGCAUUAGAAGUUGCUCCAGAUAAUGUGCAUAAUAGUGUCGAAAAUGCUAAUACUUGUUCGGUAAAGUCAUAA